CUGGAGUACUUAUAGGUCUCUUACGCCAUUUAACAGUAUAGACAACAUGGACCUCCCAAACAAACCGGGCAUCCCAAUUUUAAGUCUUGAAGAAAUGCCUUACCUCUUUUACUUUAGAAUGCUGAGAAAAUUUGACCCGGCACUGGAGAACUUGACACGGGGAAUACAGUACAGAAUCAUUGAUAGCUUACUGCCCAUAAAGUCGAGAAGCAAUUUAGAUCCCGUGAUCAAAACCGAAGCUUUUAUGAAAAUCGUGUUCGACAAGGUCGGCGUCGGCUGUUUGAUACCUCCCGAACUCCCAAAUCUAAGAAAAUUUUCGUACACGCAAGACCAGAUUUCUGCCUGGAAGCAAUUGUUUACCUGCCCGCUGGGCGUUUCGGACGAUUCUUUAUCCAAGAUUAUCCGACUGGUACGAAAGAGACCUAACCAGGAGAAAGAUAUUGAGGUAAUCGGAAAUGGAUGUGUGUUUUUCAUAGCGUCGUGGUCGUUUUCAUCGGCCGAACUCGACCGUCUAAUAGAAUAUCUCAAGUGGGAAGAGAUUACAUUCGAGGAGUUGCAGACAUGGUCGAAGUUUGUCACUUCGCGGAGUAAUCUUGGACCUGACAAUCGUCUAACCGUCCGGUAUAUUGGUUCCCGCGCAGUAUCAGGAGACGCUCCGUUACCACGCACGACCCUUCAGAUGAUAAGAGAAGAGUUUCGUAGUCCCUUUUCUGGAGUUCUCCCGGAGUUCCUAGAGGGAGCAUUACUCGUGGUAUUCAACACCGAGUCGCUUCUCAACCGCAACCGGGAACCGCCCUUAGAACUUCAUCACUUGCCCUGGACCGAAUCCGGCUUCUUCAAAACUGCAUAUCGCGGAAGCACCCUGACUUCAACAUCUUGCUCCUCCGUUCAUAUACAAAACGAGUCCAGGCGGCUGAUAGAACAUAUAUACGUAGCUUCUACGUCUAGAAGCAAUUGCCACAGCUUCCCGAUCGACAUGACCAUGGAGGCGCGCGAUGCUAUCAUACAACAGGCGGUCCCUUUCGAACCUGAAGGGGAGCGACCCAUACUAUCAUUUGCUGUAAAAAGCAUCCCUCCAGGUGAUAUCAUAUACGAAAAACAGUACCUCGAGGGGACAACUAUUGAUGUAUCGCUUAUGAAGAUUCUGAUCGAGAAGAUGAUCUUGGGCGGGAAGAAGAAUGAGUUUCAUGCCAAUAUUGUCCCCUUUUAUUGCUUUACGCCUUGGUAUCCGCGGUUCGACCCUAGGCAUAUGGAGGAGUACAGUGCGCGGAUGUGGGAUUACAUCAGAACUACUCGUCCUGUAAUUUUCGUUACUCUGGGGAAACGAAUGGCUCAAGUCGUCCAAGGAGCUUCUAGCACAGGCACACCUCAGGACUCGGAAUCGAUCUUAAGAUACGUAAGAUACGAAGAAUCCGGAUUCAUAACCAGAAUCAUAACCAUAUCAGGACCAGCCGAAUCAGAAAAAGGCUCUUUCAGCUUCAUAUACAUUCCUCUCCUCGACCCUGGGCGGUACAAGUAUACGACGACGGAGGAAGUACGGAAAGAGUUCCUGUGCUACAUGGCGUAUUCUUUACGAUACGUAGUCCUAGUAGCAGAUACCGCGAAGACAUACAGGGACGAAAUGCGGUUAUCCGGAACGAAGGUAGACGAGGGCAGCGAGAAAUUUUGCAAAGGAAUUAUGCGGCGGGUACGACGUAGACUCCAAAAUUUCUUGGUACUUCCCUUCACGAAAGGCUUGAGAAAGGCGGAUUUCCGUAUCAAGAGGCUGGCUGUCCAGAUACCGAUGAUGUUUUGA
Daldinia vernicosa is the source of this 1795-nucleotide messenger RNA. RefSeq lists its product as uncharacterized. NCBI's taxonomy places the organism in Eukaryota, Fungi, Ascomycota, Sordariomycetes, Xylariales, Hypoxylaceae. The transcript is spliced from 3 exons. Bases 47 to 1795 code for a protein of 582 amino acids. The record is from RefSeq and is a predicted model, not a curated record.